Molecule: messenger RNA, 2669 nt
Organism: Folsomia candida
Lineage: Eukaryota; Metazoa; Arthropoda; Collembola; Entomobryomorpha; Isotomidae
Product: ATM1-type heavy metal exporter
Exons: 10
Coding region: 274-2574 (766 amino acids)
Biological process (GO): heme transport; transmembrane transport
Cellular component (GO): membrane
Molecular function (GO): ABC-type heme transporter activity; heme binding; ATP binding
Source: RefSeq, a predicted model, not a curated record
UUAUCGCACGUUUGUAAGCAAGUAAACAACAAUUUGCGAAUGUAUGUAGUGGUACUGUGUCAAACACGAGCAACAAACGUUGCUGCAACGUACAUAAAGUGAUCCAUUAUUUACAAAUGUCAAUGUCGGGAAAAAGAGCGUGCUCUACCCUGCUCAUCCUUAGUACUUGUUCAAUUCCGGUGGAAGGAUAAGUAAUUCCUGGAAAUAAUUCAAUCUCAAAUAAAAGUUGUCUGAAAAAUAUCUAGCUUAAAGUUAAAUCAAGUAAUCAGCACUAUGCAUUUUCAAGCAGCAAAAGUAAAAUCAAAUGUUUCGAAAUUUAUAGUUGGCGUUACUUCGAUUGUAUCACUUUUCGAAUUUUUUUUACUUCCUCACUCAACCGUAAAUUCCAUAGACUUUACUCUCAUAUCUAGUCACAUUCAAUUGUUUCUAACCCUAACGUUAGCUCUCAAAGUAUUUAGCGUUCCAUUUUUAAGUGAAAUUCUCGAAAUUGAAAAUGGAAAAAAUCUUAUAUCAUGGAUACUUAGAUUAUUUUUAGUCCAAAAUAUAGUCCUUUUUUACAAAUUCCUUCAAAUCCUUUCAAUUAUUGAAGGUGAUCAAUCCACAUAUUUUUCAUACUGUUAUGUCACACUUUUAGUCAGGUAUGUAUCCGUAGGAAUUUUAUUAUUAAAUGAACUAUACGGUCAAAGACUAGUCGAGGCUUAUCAAAAACUUGAGAUAGCCAAAUCAAUCGCCCACACAAGAAAAGUUAUAUCUCUUCUGAAGCCAUACUUUAUUCCAAAAAGUUAUGAAGCGAGAGUGUCCGCAGGAGUUUGUAUACUUUUAGUACUCAUUGACCUACCCGUCGACUUGUUCCAGCAAAUUUUGAAUAAAAAAAUCAUGGACUCGAUGACUUUCUCCUCAUCCAUGACCAACAAUUCCGAUAGCCACACACAGGCCAAAAUCGAAUUGAAUAUGGCGAACUUUCGCUGGGAACUACUCCUUCUCACGGCCUUGUUAGACGUGACCUCGUGUUACGGGAUUACUCACAAUAUUCGCACCUACUUGUGGAGAAAUGUCGAAUCUGAUUCUGCGGGCAGAAUUCAGGUCGAAAUUUACACCAGACUACAGCAUCAAAGUGUUCGAUGGCACUUGGAACAAGGGACGGGGGGUCGACUUACCAAAUUGCAGUCAUCGUCCUCAGACUUUACCUACUUUAUGAAAAACAUUUUACUCAGCGUAAUUCCCCAGUGGUUAAAACUCUACGUCUCCAUAACGCACCUCGCCAUUCGAUAUCCAUGGAACAUAACUUGCAUCGUCAUUCUCACCACGGCUUUCCUCGUUGUCGCCAAAUUUCUAUUGUCCACGUGGAGAAGUAAAUUAGAAAAGAUGGACAAGGAGGAUUCCAAAGCAAAGAUGAAGAAAUCCGUGGAUGCUCUGCUCAACUAUGAGACGGUGAAAUACUUUUGCAAGGAACGUUACGAAAUCCACAGGUUCAAAGAAGCAUUUGAAGAGACGACUCAGCUUAAAUUUAAUUCAAAAUUUGCCUCGACUAUGUCUUGGUUUUUGGAGAAUGUGGUUCGAACAGUGGGUCAGACGGCGGCGAAAAUGUGGUGCUACUGGAUGGUACUUGGAGACUCUGAACUCACACUGGGCGACUUUGUCAUGCUAGAAGCGUUCUUUUGGAGUACGUAUGCGCCCUUUGAUUCUAUGAGUUGGAUGUAUGAAUGGGGUCAAAAAGUUGCAGUUGAUGCUGCUGAUGUUGCGGAAUUACUGGAACUAGCCCCAGAGAUUGUGGAUGUUCCAAACGCUCCUAAUUUAGAAGUCACAGAUGGGGAAAUUAGAUUUGAAAAUGUGUCGUUUAGCUAUGUGCCAGAGAGGGAAGUCCUCUCUGAAGUAACUUUUAGAGUAGAAGCUGGGAAAACUAUGGCACUGGUUGGUCCAACUGGCUCGGGCAAAUCCACCGUCAUGAAAUUAAUAUUUCGGCUUUACAAUUCAUCAUCUGGACGGAUUUUAAUUGAUAAUCAAGACGUAACCAAAGUCACACAAGCUUCUUUACGAGGAACAAUUGGAGUUGUUCCUCAAGAUUGUGUAUUAUUCGAUGAUACUAUUACCAAUAAUAUUAAGUAUGGAAAACCUACUGAUGAAAUGGAACAAAUUACGGAAUAUGAUGUCCAACAUGCAGCAAAAUGUGCCUGCAUUCAUGAAGCAAUUUUAGAAUUCCCAGAUAAAUACGACAGCAAGGUGGGAGAGAGAGGUUUAAAGCUUAGCGGAGGGGAGAAACAGCGCAUUGCAAUUGCCCGAACUGUUCUGAAAAAUCCUCCAAUUCUUAUCCUCGACGAAGCCACGUCGGCUCUUGACACAAAAACUGAGCGAAAAAUUCAAUCCGUCAUUAAAAACAUUUGCAAAAAUCGGACGAGUCUGAUCGUGGCGCACAGACUGUCAACGAUAACGCAUGCAGAUGAAAUUGUGGUACUCAAAGGAGGACGAAUAGUUGAAAGUGGAUCGCAUGAAACUCUCCUGGCGAAAGGUGGGGAAUACGCGUCCAUGUGGUUGGAACAGUUGGAGAAGAAAGACCAUUCAACUACGAUUGGUUGAUUGACUGUUUGACAUAUGUCAUGAAGUAAAUAUUAAUUUUUUGAAACAUGUUAGUUAAUUAUAAGUCACAAAAUAAAGAGAUUUUACACAUGAUA